Monosiga brevicollis MX1 is the source of this 4281-nucleotide messenger RNA. RefSeq lists its product as uncharacterized. The transcript has 25 exons. The coding region runs from base 25 to 4281 and encodes 1418 amino acids. Lineage: Eukaryota; Choanoflagellata; Craspedida; Salpingoecidae. Gene Ontology annotation, cellular component: cytoplasm. Gene Ontology annotation, molecular function: protein binding; ATP hydrolysis activity; GTP binding. The record is from RefSeq and is a predicted model, not a curated record.
GCCACACCAUACUGAACGUCGACGAUGACGAGUGAGGAGGCGCCGUUGCCCUCUCGAGCCCAAUCCGAGGCCGAGGCCAAGGGCAGACGCACGAAGGAUGGGCCCGAGAAUGGCUCGGCGUCAUCGAGCGAGCACAUUGGACUGAGCGACUCGAUGUCGAGCGAUCUGGACAUUAACACCGCUGAUGCGAUAUCCGAUCCCCAGACCUUACAUCGCAAGGAGAGCAUUCUUGCCUGUAAGCUACGUGUUAAGCGACGAAUGGAGCGAAUGCGACGCAACAGCAAGAUCCGCAAGCUCCCCAAGCACACCUCCGGCAGCCAAUGGUACCAGGUGGUCAAGGGCCGGAUAACUAUGCUCAACAAGCAGUUCUCAUCCCAGUUCAAUCUCAUCUUCAUCUCCCUCGAGCUCUCCUGGCGCUGGCUCUUGCUCUCAUACUUUAUUACCAUCUUCUUGCUGGCGUUGGUCCUUGCUGGCCUCUUUGAGGCUGGGCAUUGCGUGGAUCAACUCGAUUUUGACGUCGUCUACCUUAUCGUGGCACAGCAGCUCAUGACGGGACCAUCCUUCAUCGAGAUGACGGACAAGGACUUUAUUGAGCUGGAUUCCGGCUGCUGGUUUCUCGCCUUUAUUUCUUCUUGCUGCACGCUCUUCCUUCAGGCUUUUGUUUUGUCCAUGGCCGUGCGCAAGUUUAUGAAGCCGCGCUCAGCUAUUGCCUUUAGUAAAAAGCUCUGUUUCAACUCGCGCAAUGGCAUUCCCUGUCUGCAAACCCGCAUGAUGAAUCUUCGAGGCAACCUCAUAUCCGAUCUGCAAAUUCGAGCUUCUUGGUCCUACCCCGUCAAAACAUUGGAAGGCGAGCAGCAUUGGCGGAUCGAGACACUCAACUUUGCGGGCCCAUUGUUCAUCAAGCUGCCUGGCCGACUGUACAUGGAGGUCAUUGGAUACGACCACGUGCUUUGCGAGGAAGUUCACACCACCUGGGCCUUCCAGCUCCCUGAGGAUACAGCACCAUACUGUCGCUUCGCCGAUAUGGUCGUUAAAAGUUUUCAAGAGUCAGUGCAAGAUAAAACCUUCAAGCCGAUGCUGGAGAUGGGCAACUUUGAGUGCGUUGAGCCUGUUCUGCUUGACUUGGAUGAAACUGGUCGCUGUCCAACGCUGCGGUGCAGGAAAUGCCACGUGCACGUGAGAUGCUGCAACGGCUUAGUUGCCGCUGUGCCUUUGAUCUGGAAAGCUCUGCAAACAUGGGCAUGGUCUCACAACCAAUUCCCUCGUAGUGACAUGGAAUCUGAACGAGAGCGGCAGGCUCUACUCAAGCUCUCAACAGCGGCACGGAGCUUGCAAGACGACCGAGAAACAGGCAGCUCCCUGUGCGCUGGGGUCACAGAAUCGCUUGCCGCCGCCGCCGCCUCACCUGCGAUGGAUGCACCGCAAGCCUUGCAUGGGUCGAGUCUCUCCCAACCGUCAGAUACCCUGACGACAGAGCUGGACAGCUCAGCACCAAACGCACCGUCCACCAAUAACGAUGCACAAGCUUGGUCAGAGCCACAGAGUCAGCGAGCCGAAGGUGUGUGUGUGUGUGUGUGUGUGUGUGUGUGUGUGUGUGUGUGUGUGUGUGUGUGUGUGUGUGUGUGUGUGUGUGACCCGCCUAUCCAGAGGGCCAGGUAUUACUGCCCUUGGAAGCAGGCAACGACGUUCCAACUCGCUCCUGGUUUGAUGACAACUCUGGUCAGCAAGUCCAGGCGAAUCAACGCCUCGCUUGCAAGUGCCGAUGAGCCUAUCCUGCUGCUUGCCUUCAGUCAGGGCUGCUACGUGGCCACCAUGCUCAUCUGGUUGCUGGAGGAGCUCGACCGUGAUCUCCAAUCACCCAGCGUGGAGCCGGCUUUGCAAGUGGCACUGGCCCCACUGUUGGCGCACCCACGGAUCGCUGUCUUUGUGGGGGCUCCCGAUGAAGGGUUUCCUGCCGAUUGGCUUGCAUCGCAACCCACGUUUGCAGCACCACAUCCCCAGGCUCGCAUGUACACCCGUAGCUUUCAUCUGAUGGGUACACGUGACGAUUUGGUGAAACCCGAAUCCAGCCGACGCUUUGCCACUCGCUUCCAUGAUCCCGUGUGCAUUGAACAUGGCGCUGGACAUGUUGUGCCAGCAGCUCGUAACGUGUGGGAUCCCAUCGUAAAUGCCAUUGCGGCGCUGGCAAAACCUGCGCCUAGUCAGCACACGCCACCGGCCCCGAACCAGUUUGAGGCGACAGAGGAGCAGCGCGAAGAGCUCGAGGGGCUCGGCGCCAUUUUUGACACCGACUUUGAACUCGAAUCUCAGCGGCCGCCUUCUUAUUCCAUCAUCCUUCGCACCGCCCUCGAGACCGACCACUACCAAGCCCAUCCUGCUCGGCUCUACGUCACACUGACUCAGGCUUACCCGGAAACCGCGCCGGUGGCUCGGGUCGUGGGCGUUUGCAGUGCCCUACAGGUGCCACAAAAUCUUAUGCCUGUGGUAGAGGGCCAGUUGGCCGCUGCUCUUGAAGCAAGCAUUAGUGAAAACCUGGGAGCGGAAAUGGGCAUGCAACUGGUGGAUGCGGCUAGCCAAGCACUGCAAGAGGCUGCAGAGGAUCUUACGACGGGCAAAUUGCUCCAAGCAGACACGCAUCAUUCCCAAACCGAGACCGGUCCAUCAGCUGAGAUAUUGCCCGGGCAACAACUGCGUGGCGAUGUGGACGACCUGCCCCCAGAGGAGGUGGACGAGCUGAUUCACCAAGCCACUGCGGCUGCCGCGGCAGUCGAUAACGCGGCUGCACAUCCAAUCUCGUACGGUGGUGGUGCUUGGCGCUACACAAUCGGCUUGGUUGGCAAGCCCUCAGCUGGCAAAAGUACCCUGUUCAACGCCAUCACCGAUCCCAAGACGGCAGAUGCUACGGCCCGCGUGGCCGCAUUCCCUUUCACGACCAUUGACCCCAACAUUGGGCAAGGUUAUUAUUGCGCCAGCUGUCCUUCCGCGGUUUUAUCGUGCGAAAGUGAGCCCGCCCAUGGCUGGGGUGCAGGGCACAAGCAACGCAAGAUACCCAUCAUCAUCAAGGACGUGGCCGGUCUCGUUCCGGGGGCUUAUCAGGGUCGCGGCAAGGGCAAUGCCUUUUUGAAUGACCUGUGUGAUGCCGACGUCUUGAUUCAUGUCAUUGAUGCUUCCGGUACUUCGGAUCGUGAUGGCGUGACUGGUGAUGCCGAAGCGGGGGACCCUUGCGAUGAUGUUACGUGGGUGCGUGAAGAACUCCACCGUUGGAUCUACAAUAAUGUGCGAGCCAAGUGGCACACAGUCCUUCGCGAGCGUGUGGAGCCCGUGCUGUCAAAUUGUGUCAACUACGAUUGCCUUACAACGGAGUCCUCAUGUGGUGAUAGAAAAACGGAACGCCUCUACAAUUUGUUCACGGGCUACCACUGCAAGCGUGCCCACGUGGAUGAAGCCCUGCGCCGCGCGGGCCAUGUGGUGGAUGAGGCGAACAUGGGCCUCAGUGCCUUGAAAUUGUUGUGUGUGCACCAGGAGCUAGGGGCUGCUUUGGCAGCGUGGGGGCCACGAGAUUUGCAUGGGUUGAUUGCCCACUUUUUACGCGUGCGCUUCCCAAUCUUGCUGGCCAUGAACAAGGUGGACGUGUCCACUGAGCACGUCGCUCGCCUGGAGGCACAAUUUCCUUCGGAUCGCAAGCUGCCAAUGGUGGCGCGCGCCGAGUGGGACCUCUGUCAGCUGCGGCGUCAAGGCUUUGUUUCCUAUGCAACGGGUGCUGACAGCUUUUCAAUUUCCUCUAUGGCGCCCAAAGAUACUCUCCAGGGACGACUCGAAGACAUACGCGCUUGCAUGGAGGCGGUUCAGAAGGCUGUCAAGGACACAGGCGCGCCAAUGGGCGCAUCAAACCCCUUGUCGACUGGCGUGCUGGCCGUGGUGAACGCGGCGGUGGCUUUGAAGCCGCCGCUCGUGGUCUAUCCAGUUCUGUCUUUGCAGGCGCUGACCAGUGUGCUUUCGGACGAGGAGCAUGGCGCACGGACAUGCCUGGGUGAAUGCCUACUUUUGCAUCCUGGGACGACUGUGGAGGGUCUGUACGACUGUCUGAGACGCCCGCCACUCAACGCCAUCCAAGGCGAGUUUGUACGGGCCGAGUGCUUAGAUAUGGGCCAGCGUGAUGCUGGCGCCUCGGCCUUUCACGGAUUUGCCACACGGCCAUUGCGAAAAACGGCGGUGCUCACACCCGAUACUUGCAUCGUGCACGUCAUGACCAACCGGAAGAACACGCGACAGGGUCGCUAG